This is a messenger RNA of Condylura cristata (star-nosed mole), 2148 nucleotides long. RefSeq names its product potassium channel, voltage gated KQT-like subfamily Q, member 2 (gene KCNQ2). Gene Ontology annotation, cellular component: membrane. The coding region runs from base 1 to 2148 and encodes 715 amino acids. NCBI's taxonomy places the organism in Eukaryota, Metazoa, Chordata, Mammalia, Eulipotyphla, Talpidae. The transcript is spliced from 15 exons. The record is from RefSeq and is a predicted model, not a curated record. Gene Ontology annotation, molecular function: voltage-gated potassium channel activity. Gene Ontology annotation, biological process: potassium ion transport.
AUGAGCGAGCACCUGGACACCCUGGACACGCUCGAGGGGCCGCUCGGAGCUGCUGUGGCCGCCGCCCACCUCCCGGGAGCCCCCGCGGGGACGCGCCUGAGGGCCCGGUCACCGCCGGUCACCGCCAGCCGGGUGGGAGGGCGCCAGCGCCCGGCUGUGGCGGCGGCUUGGGACAGCGCCGCGGCGGCCAUCUUCCCAAACUGGAGCGGCCGCCCCGCCCAGCCCGCGGGGCAGUCGGGUGGUCGGCAAAGACCAGGGUCCCUGCCUGGCCUUAAGUUCCUGCUGGUCUUCUCCUGCCUCGUGCUGUCCGUGUUCUCCACCAUCAAGGAGUACGAGAAGAGCUCGGAGGGCGCCCUGUACAUCCUGGAGAUCGUCACCAUCGUGGUGUUCGGCGUCGAGUACUUCGUGCGCGCCAGCUGUGAGGAGCCCGGUCCCCCAGCUGGGCGGCUCAGGCUGACCUCACAGCAGCAGCUGCCGGCCCGGCCGUGGGGCCUGUGCAGCCCUCAGAAGACCCCGAAGCCCUCUGGAGAGGCAGGACCGGCGGCUGGACGUGCCUCUGUCCUGCAGGAGCUGGUGACCGCCUGGUACAUCGGCUUCCUCUGCCUGAUCCUGGCCUCCUUCCUGGUGUACUUGGCCGAGAAGGGGGAGAACGACCACUUCGACACCUACGCAGACGCCCUCUGGUGGGGACUGAUCACCCUGACGACCAUCGGCUAUGGGGACAAGUACCCCCAGACCUGGAACGGGAGGCUUCUGGCCGCCACCUUCACCCUCAUCGGUGUCUCAUUCUUCGCUCUCCCCGCGGGCAUCCUGGGAUCCGGCUUUGCCCUCAAAGUCCAGGAGCAGCAUCGACAGAAGCACUUUGAGAAGAGGCGGAACCCAGCGGCCGGCCUGAUCCAGGGCGCUCUGGCUAAGCCUGCUGGGGCUCGGUGCCGCCCUGCGCCUGGCUGGCCUCUGCGCACGGGGCGGGCAGGGAGCCUUGAAGCACUGGGAGCGCACCCCGCAGCCGCACCCCGCAGCCCAGCCGCAGCGGAGGCGCGAGGGCCCCACAUCCAGCCGCCUUCUGCGGAAAUGCAGAUUGAGACCUUCGUGACGAAAGGCCCUAAGGCCCAUCGGAUCCCGGCACCCCCCCCGUCGGGUCCACUCCUGUCUCUCUGUGUGUCGUGCGUCCGCCCGUGGUCCCGGAGCAGUCAGAAGGUCAGCUUGAGAGACCGCGUCUUCUCCAGCCCGCGGGGCGUGGCCGCCAAGGGGAAGGGGUCCCCGCAGGCCCAGGCCGUCCGGCGGUCGCCCAGCGCUGACCAGAGCCUGGAGGACAGUCCCAGCAAGGUGCCCAAGAGCUGGAGCUUCGGGGACCGCAGCCGGGCCCGCCAGGCCUUCCGGGUCAAGGGCGCCGCCUCCCGGCAGAACUCUGAAGAAGCCAGCCUCCCGGGGGAGGACGUCCUGGAGGACAAGGGCUGCGGCUGCGAGUUCGUGGCGGAGGACCUGACCCCGGGCCUCAAAGUCGGCAUCCGGGCCGCCAGCGUCAUGCGGUUCCUGGUGUCCAAGCGGAAGUUCAAGGAGAGCCUGCGGCCCUACGACGUCAUGGACGUGAUCGAGCAGUACUCGGCCGGCCACCUGGACAUGCUGUCCCGCAUCAAGAACCUGCAGUCCAGGAUAGAUAUGAUUGUGGGUCCCCCGCCCCCUUCAACUCCCCGGCACAAGAAGUACCCCACCAAAGGACCCUCCGCCCCUCCAAGAGAGUCACCCCAGUACUCACCUAGAGUGGACCAGAUAGUGGGGCGUGGCCCAGCCAUCACGGACAAGGACCGCACCAAGGGCCCCACGGAGCCGGAGCUGCCCGAGGACCCCAGCAUGAUGGGGCGGCUGGGGAAGGUGGAGAAGCAGGUCCUGUCGAUGGAGAAGAAGCUGGACUUCCUGGUGGGCAUCUACGUGCAGCGCGCGGGCAUCCCCCCGGCCGAGACCGAGGCAUACUUUGGGGCGAAGGAGCCGGAGCCGGCGCCGCCCUACCACAGCCCCGAGGACAGCCGCGAGCACGGCGACAGGGCGGGCUGCAUCGUCAAGCUCGUGCGCUCCAGCAGCUCCGGGGGCCAGAAGAACUUGUCCGCGCCGCCCGCCGGAGCCCUUGGGGCAGGCCAGCGGCCAGAGUGA